AUGCCUUCGAUUCUGGAAGAAGGCAACACAUCCACAAGUUUCCAUAGAGACUGUCUCAGACUGUGUACUUACAACGCGAGAACGGCGUCCACGGAUGCUGAGCUAGAUGCUCUUUUCGGAAUUCUCUUUUCUUUCUUUUCGAAGCGUAUCAAAUUCCACAUUAUAUAUUUGAUUGCUCGGGAGGAGACCAAGUGCAGAAGUUGCGAUGUACGACAGCUGAAUGGCGGUCGUCUCGUCAUUCGCGGAGAAAGCGUCCCGUCGCAAAGUCUGCGUCAAAAACCCAUUAGCAUCGUAAACUGCUACUCAUCAACAUCAGCAGCUGAUGAUUACAAGUUGAACGCGUUUUAUGAGCUGGAGGAAGUGAUUCACAAUGAGGAGUCCUUCCACAAUUUCGUAGCCGGGACUUCAACGGAAAACUAG
This is a messenger RNA of Necator americanus (New World hookworm), 420 nucleotides long. RefSeq lists its product as uncharacterized. The record is from RefSeq and is a predicted model, not a curated record. The coding region runs from base 1 to 420 and encodes 139 amino acids. The transcript has a single exon. NCBI's taxonomy places the organism in Eukaryota, Metazoa, Nematoda, Chromadorea, Rhabditida, Ancylostomatidae.